This is a messenger RNA of Heterocephalus glaber (naked mole-rat), 3657 nucleotides long. The record is from RefSeq and is a predicted model, not a curated record. Lineage: Eukaryota; Metazoa; Chordata; Mammalia; Rodentia; Bathyergidae.
AGCGCCGCCAUCGCUGCAGAGCGCGCGUGUCGCGGCUGGUCCGCCGCUCCCGUUACCGGGGCAACCACAGCGCCUCCCGGGUGCUGAUCGAGGUCGUCCCUCCGCGCAAUUUUCAAACUGCGGAAGUGGCGGGAGCCGCGGGCUGGAGCGGAAGGAGCCAGCGAGGGAGGCGACUGGGGAGGGCGAUGCGGCCACAGGCGGAGGGACUUUAGUUUUUGGAAUUGAGUAAAACUGGCUUUGGAAGUCGAGAUGACAACAGCUGCAGAGAGGAAGUAUAUUAAUAUUAGGAAAAGAUUGGAUCAGCUGGGGUACCGCCAGACUCUGACAGUCGAAUGUUUACCUUUGGUAGAAAAGCUGUUCAGUGAUUUGGUUCAUACAACAGAAAGCCUUCGACAAUCAAAAUUAUCUUCUGUGAAAGCUGAAAAGGAAAGUGCCAAUUCUGAUUUUGUUUUAGAGCCCUAUAAACUUGAAAAUGCAAGAUUGAGUAAAGAAAAUAAUGAAUUAUACUUGGAGUUAAUGAAACUGAGAGAGUGCUCAGAACAAAACAUUAAAGAGUUGAAAACUACAUUGAAGAAGUGUACACGUGAAACAGCAGAUCUGAAAUUUCUAAAUAACCAAUAUGUUCACAAACUCAAACUUUUGGAGAAAGAGAGUAAAGCUAAAAAUGAAAAAAUUCAACAGCUUCAAGAAAAGAAUUUGCAUGCUGUAGUACAAACUCCAGGUGGCAAGAAAAGAAGCAUUGCAUUCAGACGCCAGCGUAUGCAAAUUGAUGAGCCAGCUCCUCCCUCUGAAGUCAAUUCCUAUCCAGUUCCACAGCCAGAGGACCCUUACAUCGCAGACCUCCUGCAAAUAGCUGAUAACAGGAUCCAAGAACUUCAGGAGGAAGUCCACCAGUUACAAGAAAAGUUAGCAGUGAUGGAAAGUGGUGUGAGAGAUUACAGCAAACAGGUUGACUUUCUUCAGCAAGCCAAUAAAGACCUGGAGAAGCAUCUUCAAGAGCUUAUGGAAACCAAGGAAACAGUGGCAACUGAAGUAGUUAAUUUAAGUAACAAAAAUGAAAAACUCUGCCAAGAACUAACUGAAAUAGACCAGUUAGCACAGCAACUAGAAAGACAUAAAGAAGAAGUGCUUGAGACUGCUGAUAAAGAACUUGGGGAAGCAAAGAAAGAGAUCAAAAGAAACCUCUGUGAAAUGCGGAAUCUUGAAGAAACAAUGACAAAACUUCAACUGGAGUUAGACUUAUGCCAUAAAGAAAAGGAGAGACUGAGUGAUGAACUCCUUCUAAAAUCAGACCUGGAAACUGUUGUUCAUCAGCUUGAACAAGAAAACCAAAGACUUAGCAAAAAAAUUGAAAGUUUUGCAGUUACAGAAAGAGAACUUACUUUGGAAGUUGAGAGGAUGAGGCUAGAACAUGGGAUAAAACGUCGAGACAAGUUACCUUCUCGUUUAGAUACAUUUCUCAAAGGUAUAGAAGAAGAACGAGAUUAUUAUAAAAAAGAGCUAGAAAGACUCCAACAUAUAAUACAGAGAAGAUCUUGCUCUAUAAAUUACUGUGCACAUGAAAAAAUUCCAGUAUUUAAAACACCAGAAAAGGGUGAUUACAAUUCAGAAAUUCAUCUGGUCACAAGAGAAAGAGAUGAACUUCAGCGUAUGCUAGAAAGAUUUGAAAAAUACAUGGAAGAUAUACAGUGCAAUGUUAAAUUAUUGACAGCAGAAAGAGAUAAACUAAGUGUCUUAUAUAAUGAAGCUCAGGAAGAAUUAUGUGCACUAAGACAGGAAUCAGCCCACACCACCAUCCCCAGUAGUCUUGUUAAUCUUAGGGAAAAGGAAAAGGAACUUGCUUUAUCGGACUUAAGAAGAAUUAUGGCAGAAAAGGAAGAUUUAAGAGAAAAGUUAAAAAAUAUCCAGGAAAUGAGUGCUAUGGGAAAAUCAGAAUUAGAGAAAACUAUUGAACAUUUGACAUGUGUUAAUCAUCAGCUUGAAAGUGAAAAAUAUGAAUUACAAUCUAAAGUGUUAAUAAUGAAAGAAACAAUAGAGUCACUAGAGAACAAAUCAAAACUCCAAGCUCAAAAGCUUAGCCAUGUGGCUGGUGACUCAUCCCAUCAAAAAACAGAGAUGAACUCCCUUAGAGUAGUAAAUGACCAGCUACAGCGGUCUCUUGAUGACUAUCAGCACCAACUGUCCAUAAAAAGAGGUGAACUUGAAUCUGCCCAAGAACAAAUUAAAAUACUGGAGGAAAAAAUAGGUGAGCUAAACCUUAAGAUGACUUCACAGAAUGAAGAGGCUCAUGUAAUGAAAAAGACUAUUGGUGUUAUUGAUAAAGAGAAAGACUUCCUCCAGGAGACGGUGGAUGAGAAGACAGAAAAGAUUGCAAACUUGCAGGAAAUCCUGGCUAGUAAAGAAAAAGCUGUUGCUCAGAUGAAGAUAACUGUCUCAGAAUAUGAAUUAUCUAUGAACCAACUAAAGGAAACACUGAGUAAUCGAGACCGGGAGAUAAGCAGCCUCCGGCGUCAGCUUGAUACAACUCUCAAAGAACUUGAUGAAGUAGGAAAGUCUAGAGAAAUAUCUUUCAAGGAAAACAGAAGAUUACAAGAUGAUCUGGCUACAAUGGCAAGAGAAAAUCAGGAAAUCUCAUUGGAAUUGGAGGCAGCAGUUCAAGAAAAAGAAGAAAUGAAGAGUAGAGUUCAUAAUUACAUAACUGAGGUGUCCCGAUGGGAGAGCUUAAUGGCUGCUAAGGAGCAAGAAAAUCAAGAUUUGUUAGAUAGAUUCCAGAUGCUUCAUAACUGUGCUGAAGACUGGGAAAUCAAAGCCCAUCAAGCUGAAGGAGAAAGCAGCUCAGUUCGACUGGAACUUCUUUCUAUUGAUACAGAGAGAAGACACCUUCGAGAAAGAGCGGACCUACUAGAAAAAGAAAUUCAGGAGCACAUAAAUGCACAUCAUGCUUAUGAAUCUCAGAUCUCAUCAAUGGCAAAAGCCAUGGCUAGAUUAGAAGAAGAACUGAGACAUCAAGAAGAUGAAAAAGCAACAGUAUUAAAUGAUUUGUCUUCUCUUAGAGAACUUUGCAUUAAGCUUGAUUCAGGCAAAGAUGUUAUGACCCAACAGUUGAAUUCUAAAAACCUUGAGUUGGAGAGGGCACUGGUAGAAUUAGAAAAUGUAAAAUCAGAAUCAGAACUAUUAAAAAAACAACUGUCAAGUGAGAGAUGCACAAUUAAAAACCUUGAAUCAUUGUUGGCUACAAAUAGAGAUAAAGAAUUUCAUUCUCAUUUAACCUCGCAUGAGAAGGAUACAGAAAUUCAGCUACUUAAGGAGAAGUUAACCCUUUCAGAAAGCAAAUUAACUAGUCAAAGCAGAGAAAACACCAUGCUUCGAGCUAAAGUGGGACAGUUACACACAGAUUAUGAUGCUCUAAAAAGGCAAAUUUCAACGGAGAGAUAUGAACGAGAACGAGCAAUCCAAGAGAUGCGUCGACAUGGUCUUCCUACAUCUCCCCUUAGUUCUACUCUGAAGUCUCCUUCACAUUCUCCAGAACAUAAAGAGUUAUUGAUGAUACCUGCACGUUGGAGUUGCCUGAAGAAUUUAAUGAAGUCUUAUGUGCAACCCCCAGACACCGGACCAGAUAAAUCAGAAUCUUUGUGAAUGAGGUGUGAUAUUGUUUUU